Molecule: messenger RNA, 2616 nt
Organism: Colletotrichum orchidophilum
Lineage: Eukaryota; Fungi; Ascomycota; Sordariomycetes; Glomerellales; Glomerellaceae
Product: GTP-binding protein
Exons: 1
Coding region: 1-2616 (871 amino acids)
Biological process (GO): translational elongation
Molecular function (GO): GTP binding; GTPase activity; translation elongation factor activity
Source: RefSeq, a predicted model, not a curated record
AUGGCCUCCGGCUCAAUAUUCACCUUCGCCACGGACCCCCAACGGGUCUCGUCCCCAUGGCUAGCUCCUGAAGACCCUGGGAGGAGGCACAAGUCUGACAACGGACAAGUCCAGCCUGGGCACCUCUCAGACUAUGGCGUUACCAAGUUGGAAGCAGAGCCGCAAGAAGGUCCUACUGAAUACAAACUUCACCUCUUAUUGCGACCAAGGCGGACGUACACCAUUAUGAGCACCAUCUCUUCGGCCCAGAACUCCAGGAUCCCCGCCAGUCGCUCCAAAAUUGCAUCCGCAGCCCUAUCGGCCUCCAGUCAGAGUCGGCAAGUCCGCCUACAGCAAUUGACGACGCAAUUGCUUUGGAGACUUCAGCAAUCAUGCGCUUACCAUGCGUUAAACCCCAAGGACCUGAUUAUUCCAAAAUUACCCAAUGAUACAGAUGACUUGAGCGAGGCGAUGACGCCUCAGAAGCCUCUCCCCGGUUUGGAAGAAUCUCGUGGAGCGUUGUACGAGAUUGGCGUUGCCGAUGAUGGCACUUUGGUAGGUCUUACCAAAGACGAAAUGAACGAGAGCAUCACGACAUUGAAGGUUAUGGCAGCUACGUUGGGCUGCCGCGUUGAGAUUCUACGCCAUGUGAUUGUCGGCGAGUGCGAGUGGCUAGAGACGUCCGAGUUGGUGGAUAGUAUGGCAACUCAACCUGUUCAAAUCUCCCGACGGGCAAGACUAUGGGUUAUGGAGGCUCUCGUCACUCCCGACUACUCAACGAAUAACGCUCAUGCAGGUGACUUGGGAGAGGGGCACUCCGAAGUCAAAGAGUCACCAAGGGCUACCGAGCCUGUUGUGCAGCCAAGUAGAGGGCGUUCUACCACGGACCAGCUAAGGAUUACGCUCACUGGACCAACAACGUCUGGAAAGUCCACUUUGCUGGGUACUUUGUCCACGGGAACCGUCGACAACGGCCGAGGGAAAAGUCGAAUCAGUCUGUUCAAACAUCGGCAUGAGGUCGCGUCGGGGCUCACUAGCUCAGUAGCACAGGAACUCAUCGGCUACAAAGACUGCGCCAUAUUCAACUAUUCGCAAGAUCAUGUCGAGUCGUGGAUAGAUAUACAUGACAGUGCCGAGAAUGGUCGUCUGGUUUUCGUCUCCGAUUCCGCUGGCCAUCCCCGUUACCGCCGGACCAUCCUUCGCGGGUUGUUCGGCUGGGCUCCACAGUGGACAUUUCUAUGUCUGGCGGCAGACGAUGGAGAUGCGAGUUCGACAAAAGAUGGAGCGAGUUCCACCGCUAACGACGUCCUUGGAGUCGCAGGGGCUGGCGUUGAUCUUGCCAAAGCUCAUCUGGAAUUAUGCCUGAAAUUGAAGACUCCUCUGGUCAUUAUCAUCACAAAGCUGGACCUCGCAACCAAAGUCAGUCUGCAGCGAACCCUUGGGCAGCUCUUGACGCACAUCAAAGCAGCGGGAAGAGUCCCCAAGAUCCUCCAGCCAGCCCAAGGCAGCGUUCAAGAAUGGUCGGCUGUUCCUCCUGCAGACCUCGACAAGGUGAAGGCUGUCACGAUGGAGAUGGAGCGGAAUGGAGACCUCCUCAAGUUCAUUCCCAUAGUCCUUACUAGUGCUGUCAGCGGUGCCGGUAUUGGGAUGACACAUGCUCUCAUGGAGAACGUUCCCCUACCCCCAGUCCCUACUGCUAACGAUUAUGUCGGGAUGGCAUUGAAUCCUGAACAGCCUUCGUGCUUGUUCCAUAUCGACGACACUUUCAGUCUUCCUGCGUCUUACGCCUCUCUUGCCGAGAAUCCUAACCAGAAUGACAUGGGAACGGUUGUAUCGGGAUACCUGCGAUUUGGCCAGCUAUCGGUCGGAGACAGCAUCGUUAUUGGACCGUUUCCCUCCGGCGAGGAUGACUUUAAAGGCAUGACGCCAGAAGACCGGGCUUCUCCUGGCAAUUACGGAUUGUCAAUAUCCCAUCCUUCGUCGGCAGAGCUUGCUAAAAUUGCCAUUCGCAAUACAGUGGCAGCCUCUACAAUUAAAGAAGAAUGGCAUAGAGCCAAAAUUGUCAGCAUACGCAAUUUACGGCUGCCCGUCAACACCCUAGAAGCUGGUCAAGUCGGCACCAUUGGGCUUGUCCUGGAUAUCCCUCAAGAGAAGUCGGCAGAGGCAGCUUUCGAAGUACCAUUGGCGGCUUCUCGAAUCCGGAAAGGCAUGGUCCUGGCCAUUCCAUCCAAACAUAUGGCAGACACCGGCAUGUCCCUCCAGGCAGCUAGUGGACUCACGGUUUCAUUCCAAGAUCCGAACACUGCAUCGCUGGCGUACGGUUCUCUUGUCAAUGUUUAUGUUGGCAGUGUCCGAGCAGCGGCCCGAGUGAAGGGGGUUUCCAAACUACCCUCAAAGGAUGACUUGAAGGCACUCAAACCUGACGAGACUGAAGACAUCUUCGACAUGAAUGAACAUGACGAACCAGCCCCUACCGAUGGCCUGGAGUUCUCGGAGGGCGUUCAGGUGACCUUGGAGCUGCUGACUAGUCGGGAAUGGGUCGAAAUGGGCUCGCAAAUCCUUGUGCUCGAGGGAGGUCGCAAUGAUAGAUCCGGCUUAGAGGGGUUCGUCGGCACUGUUGUCGAGAUUGUCGAUUGA